Notolabrus celidotus (New Zealand spotty) is the source of this 2711-nucleotide messenger RNA. RefSeq lists its product as uncharacterized. Bases 91 to 891 code for a protein of 266 amino acids. The record is from RefSeq and is a predicted model, not a curated record. The transcript is spliced from 7 exons. Lineage: Eukaryota; Metazoa; Chordata; Actinopteri; Labriformes; Labridae.
GAGAGAGAGAGAGAGAGAGAGAGAGAGAGAGAGGGAAGAAACACACACUGCUAGACACAGACAAACAGACAGGUGCUGGACUCGUCUAACAUGUCAGGGGAACUGUGUGGGAACAUCCUGGUGACUGGGACCAGCAGAGGGAUCGGACUGGAGCUGGUCAGACAGCUGGCUCAGCAGGUGGAGAAGGAGGCUCACCUGUACGCCUGCUGCAGGGAUCCAGAGGGGAGCAGAUCUCAGGCUCUGAGAGACCUCGCCGCUCAGUAUCCUGAUAAAAUCUCAAUAAUCAGACUCGAUACAUCAGAUGAGGACAGUAUCUCUGCAGCCGUUAAGGCUGUGAGCGAGCAGAUCGGGGAUGGUGGGUUGAACCUUCUCAUCAACAACGCUGCUAUCAACCAACCAGAUUCACCAGCUCCGCUGUCUGCCACGGAGAAAAAACACAUGAUGGAUGUUUUUGAAACUAACGUGGUCGGACCAUUUCUCCUGGCAAAGAUGUUUCUUCCACUCCUCCAGAGGGCAGCAGAGAGGGACCCACCUGGAAAUGACAAAGGUGAUAAAAUGUCCUGUAGGAGGUCAGCCAUCAUCAACAUCUCCACGAUGAUCUCCUCCAUAGAGAAGUGUCCAGAAAACUUCUCCAUGGCUCAGAUGUACCCCUACAGGACCAGCAAGGCUGCACUGAACAUGCUGACUCGCUGUCAAGCUGAGGACUUCAAAGCAGACAACAUCCUGGUGACCGCGAUCCACCCUGGCUGGGUCCGCACUGAUAUGGGAGGAGAGAUGGCUCCGAUGACCUCUCAGGACAGCGUGCUCGGGAUGCUUCGUUUGUUGUCCUCACUCAGUAACAAGGACUGUGGGAAGUUUUUGGACUGGCAGGGCGAGUCCAUCCCCUGGUAGCAGAAAACACAACCCCUACAGCAGGCCGGUCAUUCUGAGGAGUUCUCCAUAAACACAGAACACAGGAGUGAUGUCACCACAGCUGACCCAUUGGAGUCAAAUACAAGUUUCUUAUAGAUGUAAACAUUCUGUAACCUCACAUUAUUUUUCACCAUAUGUUAUUGACCAUGUUCUAAAUCUUUACAAAGGAGCCGUGUGCAAGACGCAGUGCCAUCUGGUGGGGGAGCUGCAGAAUGCAACUAACUGAGAAACCUUCACUUCCAAAUGUGACAAUCUUUAGUGGUCCCAAAACUUGUGAAAACAUUGAACCUGUUUGGUUCAUCUGCAAACAGUAAAAACACUGCAGUGUGAUAGUAACAUAUAAAAUAACAUUAUAUUUCAUAAUUGAAAAACACAAAUUGCAUAUCAAACUCACUCUGUCUAUGUGAUUUAUUUAUUUCACUGUAAUCAUCCUCCUGUCCUUACUGAACAUGCAAACAGUCCUUUGUAGACCCGUGGGGGUGAAAAGUUGAAGGAAAUGACAAACAGUGCUCAUUGUGUCCAAAUACAUGUUCUGAUUUUAGCUCAAGCUUUAGCAGUCUGAGGCUUGCUAAAGUCCUGGUCAUUUAAUGUAAAUUUCUAUCUGUGCCUCUGCAGAAAUUAUCUUUACUGAGCUGUUUCUGAAGGGCUUAUCAUACAGACAGUUUAAUCAGAUGAAACCUGCUGAAAAAUCUGCGUUACCUCAGGAUAAACUGAGGUAACUGAAAUGAUUCUGUUUGACUCCUUACAUUAUAAUUUACCUUUAAAUUUCCUUGUCCUACACUGAUCAUUUGUUGGUUGUAGAAACCAACACAGAUGCCUUUAUUCUGUCUGAGCACCAGAAGAGCAAAGAAGACAGUGUCUGCUUUUUAUGUUGGAUAAUGGACGGUGCAAAUGUGUUUGUGUCUAUUAACUACUUUACCUCACACUGUUUCAACAAUGAGGGCCGACCACAUGAAGAUACACAUCACAGGAGGAGUGUCACUCAAAUGUUAACGUACCUCUCAGAGACAUGCUGCUGCAACCGCUGCUGCAACACUUAACAUGAGCAACAUAUGAGCAACCGUAAACACAAACAAGUCUACUGUCUUAUUUUAGCAAAAUUUAAAUCAACACAGCUUGGUUUAAUAAAUAAAAGAAGUCUGGUCAAUCAUUUUCUUGAGUCCAUGAAGAGACAAGAUUAGAAAUGUAACCGUUCGAAACAUUUUUAAAUAGUAUAAUAUUACAUAUAUGAUAUUAGUUUUUAUGGUUUACUUUAAAGUAUGUUUAGAGUAGACAUAUGUAGGCUAUACAUUGGAUAGGGAUGAUAAAUAAAUGAUUUGUUUUGCGCAUACAAACACAAAUCAUGUCCCCCCUGAACAAGUCUGUGCCUCAGUCAGAAAAGUCUGGCUCCACCCGCCUUCAUCCAGCUGAGAUCCAAAUAAACAUUUCAUGAAGGAUCAUCUUCUUUUCUUUGACAAAUCAUGACUUUUGACUGAUGAACAACAGCAUUUCCAUUAUUUCUAUUAUAAAAAAGAACCAUUAAAUGUUUAAAUGGUAAACUUGUGUGAAGGAGCGUUGAGUGUUUCUGUUUAGCCUGUUCAUUAUCUUCCUGUGAUGUGAUGAAAUCAUCUGUAAUUAAAUGACCUCUAUAGAUUUCCUGCCUAAAAAUCAGCUUAGUCUUAUUGAAAUCUAAUUGUCAGACUUGAUAUUUUACCCUCUACAUGUUACUUAAUCAACAAGCUGCUUCAUCGUCUUGUACUCUUCUUCUCUGAGACAAACUGUCAAUAACAUGUCAAUAAAAAAUGGUUGUUCUCAUCUGA